AUGAAUCCAUUAGAUCCGAACUGGGUGCAAAUUCAACAUCGAUCCUUCUUAAACUGGGUCAACUCCAAAUUGAAAAACAGAAACAUUCAACUGACAAAUCUCGGAGAAGAUUUCAAAACGGGUGAAAAUUUAUUGAUUUUAUUGUCUGAAUUAACCAAAAACGAAUAUCCACUUGCUUCCAUUCGUCCUCAAUAUCGAAUUCAAAUGAUGAAUAAUAUUGCAGAAGCUUUGAACAUCAUCACAAAAGAUUUGAACAUUCCAUUGGUCAAUAUCGACAGCAAUGACAUUGUCGAUGGAAAUUUGAAACUUGUCCUUGCAGUGGUGUAUGCAUUGAUUUACAAAUUCCAAAUUUGUCAAGUAUUGGAUCAAAAAGAUCUUGAAGGAAAUAAGCAAAAUCCAGAAGCUCUCUUAUAUAUUGAACAAUUAUUGUUGCAAUGGUUAAACUCCACUCUCUAUGACAAUCAACCUGUGUUGACCAAUUUGACUUCUGACUGGACCGAUGGUGAACAUUUGAAAAAGCUCAUCUUGCACUUGACAAAUGGUCAAUCCACUACUCUUAACGAUCCCAAUUGGUCUUCAUUCGAUCCUGUCAAAAAACUCUCUCUCUGUAUUGAUCAAGCUGAACAUGAAUUACACAUUCCUCGAAUUCAAGAUGCACAAGAUUUGGCAAAUUCACCUGAUCGAUUUAGUAUGAUUGCAUAUUUGUCAUAUUUCAGAAUGGUGAAAAGUGAAAAUCAACCACAAGCUCAACAACAGCUAGAAAAUGUUUCUACUUGUAUAAUAUCUCCUGAAGAGACAAAGCAAGCAACUACAGCUGCUGUCAUGCAGACUCCUGUAGUGAUUGAGCAGAAGGAUGUGAGUGCUUCUUCAGCGCCUCCUUUGGAAGAACUGUCAAAUGUCACAACAGAUUCGCAACCAUCCAGUGUUUCGGCAGUUCAUGUUCAUCCUCCUCAACAAAUGGCUCAAUAUCAACAUCAUCAACCAAAACCACCACAACAACCCAUAGUCCUCAAUCAAAUGCCAACUCCUCCAUCGUCACAACCCACCAAUCUGAUGGAUACCAGCAGUCACGUGUCACAACACUAUUUACCUCAACAACAAUUAUAUCCAAAUGUGCAACAAGUUUCCACAACCUCCUCGAGUCAAAGCCCAAUCCAUGCUCAAUUACAACAACAAUGGUUACCUUCCAUCACUACAAUGAAUUCAGUUGUUACCAACACCUAUCCAAACAUGUCAUCACAUCCCUCUUCCUCUUAUUUACCAAAUUCAGGAACAUGCAACCCAACACAAGGACCUUUCAUGACCUCACAACCUCCAUUAUCUCAAUCAACAAUCUAUCCAAUGAACAUGAAUACCACAACACAAAUGUAUCAUCAGCAAAUGAUGUCACAGCCAAUGAUGAUGGGAAUGCAACCACAGCCACCAAUCAAUCCUGCAAUGUCACCUCAGAAUCCUCCUCCUCAGAUUAUGACCACGACAACGACGACGACGACUGGUAAUGUGUUCACGGACAUGUUUGGAAAUGUCUAUUCGACACAAUUACCACCUCAAGGAGGUCCAUACUUUUAA
This is a messenger RNA of Naegleria fowleri, 1569 nucleotides long. RefSeq lists its product as uncharacterized. The transcript has a single exon. The record is from RefSeq and is a predicted model, not a curated record. Gene Ontology annotation, biological process: actin cytoskeleton organization. The coding region runs from base 1 to 1569 and encodes 522 amino acids. Gene Ontology annotation, molecular function: actin filament binding. NCBI's taxonomy places the organism in Eukaryota, Heterolobosea, Eutetramitea, Acrasida, Naegleriidae.